Messenger RNA from Rubroshorea leprosula, 502 nucleotides. Lineage: Eukaryota; Viridiplantae; Streptophyta; Magnoliopsida; Malvales; Dipterocarpaceae. The record is from the annotation of a GenBank genome assembly.
CAAGAAGCAUGUUUCCGGCAGCCCUCCCUUGAGGAAAAAUUGGUAAAAGCUUGGUAUUUUUCCCUUCUUUUCUUGCUCUAGAACACAAAUUGAACCCAGAAUCCCCCCCCCCCUCUCUACAGAAAUUCGGAUCUGCCCUGCUCUACUUCUUCCGUCCACUGCUCUGCCGUGUAUGGGGGUGAGUUUCUCGGUUUUUCUGUGGCAUGAAAGCUCCUCCAAUUUCCCGCCGGCCUUCCCCAAACUGCAGUCCGGUUGUGCUUGCGAAUUCUGGUUCUUGAUCGUUGGUUUCCCUAGUACUUGGAUUGAGUCGACUUAUGGAGUGAAUUUUCUAUGUUAUGUGAUUUGAGGAAGUGAAACCGAGGACGGGGAAACCACGGGAAGUGACAAGUUAGAAGGCUAGCCAUUUCGAGAUUGAUAUAGAUUUGGUUAAAACCCCUUUUUGGUCCCUGAACUAUUGUACGGACCCUCGAUUUGAUCCCUGAACUAAAAAAAUCCCUGAUUU